Messenger RNA from Penicillium antarcticum, 1344 nucleotides. Its product is annotated as WD40 repeat domain-containing protein. Gene Ontology annotation, biological process: TOR signaling; regulation of actin cytoskeleton organization. Gene Ontology annotation, molecular function: protein binding. Lineage: Eukaryota; Fungi; Ascomycota; Eurotiomycetes; Eurotiales; Aspergillaceae. The coding region runs from base 1 to 1344 and encodes 447 amino acids. Gene Ontology annotation, cellular component: TORC2 complex; TORC1 complex. The record is from RefSeq and is a predicted model, not a curated record. The transcript has 4 exons.
AUGGCUUUCCGCGGGAUGGAGUCUCUUGAUGAGACCUCUUUCUUUGACUUUGCUCCUACCUCUCCCACAUUCUCGGACGCUAUUAGCAUUGUCGAGGUUGAUUCUAUCAAUAGCAUUGGAACUGCUCCUCUUGAGUCUGACGGAGAGCAUCCACUCUUUGAAAUGAGUGUCAUCCUUUGCACUGCGGGGUAUGAUCAUACCAUCCGCUUCUGGGAAGCGCUGUCCGGUAUCUGCUCGCGCACCAUCCAACACCCGGACUCCCAGGUCAAUCGCCUGUGCAUCACUCCGGACAAGCGAUUCCUCGCGGCCGCAGGCCACAAUAAUGUCAAGCUGUUUGACAUCAAGUCGACCAAUCCCAACCCUGUGAUUACCUUCGAGGGUCACACCAACAACAUCACCGGUGUCGCCUUCCACUGUGAGGGAAAAUGGAUGGUCACUAGCUCCGAGGAUGGAACUGUCAAGGUUUGGGACACCCGUACCGGUAGUCUCCAGCGCAACUAUGUCCACCGCGCCGCCGUCAACGACGUCGUCAUCCACCCCAACCAGGGCGAGCUUAUCAGCGGUGACCAUGCCGGAAUGGUCCGUGUCUGGGACUUGGGCGAGAGUGUUUGCACCCAUCAGCUGAUCCCCGAGGAUGACACUGCUGUCCUGAGUGUUAGCGUUGCUAGCGAUGGAUCUCUGCUGUGCGCUGGAAACAAGAAGGGAAAUGUCUACCUCUGGCGCAUGGUCCAGACUGACGAGACCACUCGUAUCAUCCCUGUUUGCACCUUCCAGGCCCACAAGGAUUACCUCACCCGCGUUCUGCUCUCUCCUGACGUGAAGCAUCUGGCCACCUGCUCUGCCGACCACACUGCCAAGGUCUGGAACCUUGAUGCAGAUUACCUUCCUGCCAAGGCCGUCCUCAAGCAGUGGAAGGAAAAGGAGGCCCAGAACCCCCCUGCGGAACCCCAGGCCGAAGCCCCAACUCCCGCCACUGAGACUCCUACCCAGUCCCGCGAUUUGUUGCGCAUCUUCGACACUCCCGCUCAGGACCGUGACCUUCUCCGCAUCACCGAUAACCCUCCCCGCCAGGAGACCCCUCAGCAAACUUUCACCUCGUCCCCCGAUGGCCCUCCCAUGGACCCAGUCAACCACACCCUGUUUCUGGAGACCACCCUCGCCAACCACCAGCGUUGGGUCUGGGACUGUGCUUUCUCUGCCGACUCGGCUUACCUAGUGACCGUCUCCAGUGACCACUACGCUCGUCUGUGGGAGCUGAGCACCGGAAACAUUAUCCGCCAGUACAGUGGCCACCACCGUGGUGCCGUGUGUGUUGCCCUGAAUGAUUACUCUGAGCCUCGCUAA